This is a messenger RNA of Zophobas morio, 758 nucleotides long. Its product is annotated as synaptic plasticity regulator PANTS. The record is from RefSeq and is a predicted model, not a curated record. The transcript has 3 exons. The coding region runs from base 227 to 679 and encodes 150 amino acids. Lineage: Eukaryota; Metazoa; Arthropoda; Insecta; Coleoptera; Tenebrionidae.
GUCUAUUAUUAGCUUCUUAAAAAAAUACAUAAUACGUCACUAUGUACUUUUAUUAUCGCAAUAAUUUCUAAAAUAAUUGAUUUUUUUUAAGUACGAUAUAAACAUUCCCGCGUAAAAGUAAGCGUAAGUCACGUGCAUGACAUGGCAGCCAACCGUGCAACAAUAAACUAACCUCAAACUUAAAAGUGCGAUGUGUGGGGUGUUGUGAAUGUUUUAAAUUUUUAGAAUGACUGAAACUAGUACUGAAAAUGAGGAAAAAGCACCCACUGUUGAAGACGAAUGGAUGAUUCGACCAUGCCCUGUGUACGACGAAGAAUACAAAGACUGUACCUCAAUAAAGGGCAGAUUUCACCAAUACUUCGUGUUUGGUGAAACUCUCAAUUGUAUACCGUGGAAACGAGACUACGAUAAUUGCUGCAGAUGGCGAGAUAACAAAGAUGUCAAAUCGGCGAAAGAAAUUGUAGAGAAUGAAAAAGCGAGACGCAGACAGAGAUUAGAACCCCAUUAUGGCAAUGACGUGUGGACGCGACGGAAAUCGCCCCCUGAAAAUUGGAACACGCCUUUACCUGAACAUAUUCAAAAGGAGUACGAAGCGAGUUAUUUGAAUAUAAAAGCCAAAGAGAUGAGAGGAGAAAUUCCGACUCAAGUGGAUCCGUCGAAUUAUUGUGUUUUGAUGUAAUUGUAGCGUGGUAUGUUAAUAAAUGAGUAUGGAUGGUGGUCGGUAUGGUUGGCGCACGCGCCCGCAUCCGUAGCGAGUA